Vollenhovia emeryi is the source of this 1214-nucleotide messenger RNA. It is a transcript of the gene ClpP, whose product is annotated as ATP-dependent Clp protease proteolytic subunit, mitochondrial-like. Lineage: Eukaryota; Metazoa; Arthropoda; Insecta; Hymenoptera; Formicidae. The record is from RefSeq and is a predicted model, not a curated record. The transcript has 4 exons. Gene Ontology annotation, molecular function: ATP-dependent peptidase activity; ATPase binding; serine-type endopeptidase activity. Gene Ontology annotation, cellular component: endopeptidase Clp complex. The coding region runs from base 399 to 1106 and encodes 235 amino acids. Gene Ontology annotation, biological process: protein quality control for misfolded or incompletely synthesized proteins.
UUCUCGGGUUGAUUUGUGCCGCGAAUAACUGAAAAAAAUUCUGUAGGAAAGAUCGUGUUUGGAAGCGUGGAACAUAACCUGUACGAAACAAAUGACAGUAUAUAAUUUAUAUAUAGCAGCAAGAAGCAAAUUUAACAACAUGAUAGAGUUUCUUUCUCUUACACUCGUGUACAAUUUCUUGAUGAAGAAGUAUCUUUUGAAAUUUAACUAGGACUUUAUAGUGAAUGUUUGAGAUAUAGGUUACGUUUGACACCCAACUUUUAAUAUUUUUUUUUUAUAGCGCAAUAAGUUAUUUGUCUUCUCUCUCGAAGAUAUCGCGAUUGCCAUCCUACUUGUGCGAGUUCUCUCGUCGGAAAACAUUCCUCUCUAAACAAUAGUCGCGUUGCCAAUCUGUGAAGAUGUUGCAGAGAAUAAAUGGUUUGCUACAAAUCACCGCUCAUGGGUACAAAGUGAGCAACAGAUACUUGAAUUUUGUUCCUAUUGUGGUGGAACAAAGUGGACGCGGUGAACGUGCAUACGACAUUUAUUCGCGUCUUCUGAAAGAGAGAAUUAUUUGUCUCAUGGGCCCGGUGACAGAUGUUGUAGCUUCAGCGGUAAUUGCUCAACUUCUCUUUCUUCAGUCGGAAAGCAGUAAAAAUCCAAUUCAUUUAUAUAUCAAUUCACCUGGCGGAAGCGUAACGGCAGGACUCGGGAUAUACGACACUAUGCAAUACGUUCUUCCCCCAAUCUCCACUUGGUGUGUAGGUCAAGCGUGUUCUAUGGCAAGUCUACUUUUAGCGGCUGGAACCAAAGGCAUGCGUCACUCUUUACCAAAUGCUAGAAUCAUGAUACAUCAACCAUCGGGAGGUGUGCAAGGACAAGCUACGGAUAUUCAGAUACAAGCCACAGAAAUCCUUAAGUUGAAGCAACAGAUCAACGAGCUGUAUGUCAAACAUACCGGGCAGAAUUUAGAAGAUAUAGCAAAGAGUAUGGAGAGAGAUAAUUUUAUGAGUCCAGCGCAAGCCAAAGAGUUCGGGAUUAUAGAUAAGGUAUUGGCCCAUCCUAUGCAAGAGGAAAUUGCAGAAGCAGCAACAGAGAAAACAGACGAUGUAACGACGAAACCUUAAUACUGCUGGAUGGGAUAGGUAUAUAGGUCCCAUUUUAUUGUUAUGUUGUAACAAACGCAUUAAAAAGAUGUAUCAUUAUUUAAUAAUAAUAAACUAUUUAUAAAACAA